AUGCAGAAGGUGGUCCAGCGAAGGAUAGCCGCCGAGCGUCAGGCCCUGCGCCGCGCUGCGAAGCAGACUGAGAAGGCCGACAAUGCAAAGGAAUGGGGCGCACGAUGGCAGAUGCAGUCUCGCCGCAAGCAAGAAUCCAUCUACUUCAAGGAAGAGAAGUUCCGCAGACGCGAGGAAUAUGAAGUCGGCCCCCUCCUCGCUCCCAGACGCGAUACUGGCUACCUCAAGGAUAACUACGGCACCAUCGACCCCAGCGUCAUUCAGACCGCAAAGCUCCACUGGACCAUGUACAAGCACUUCAAGUGCCCUUUUGCUGUCGGCGAUAGAGUCCUAGUCACAAAGGGAAAAGAUAUUGGCAAGAUCGGAACCAUUGCUGAAACUCAACCCGAUACUGGUUUCGUACGCAUGCAGGACUUGCGCAAGGCCGACUUCUUCGUUCCCGAAUAUGUGCGCAAGGAAAACAAUGACAGUCGCCACAUUCAACCACAAGCAGUGCCUGUUCCUUGGGACGACCUUAAACUCGUCUUUCCUCUUCGCGACCAGACCACCGGUCACUUCGAAGACGUCGUUCUGGACAAGGUCGAUCUGCGCAACGCUGGAUGGGUAGAGCGCAAGAACGGUCAUCGUGAAUACAUUCAGGGCCAACGCUUCCUUCCUGGUGUCAAGACCCCACUUCCCUGGCCCAAGACUGAGGAAAAGGACAAACCAGAAGGCUACGACGACGACACCCUUCGUAUCACUGUCGACGAGGCCACCCACCGCCCCUACUUGCUCCAACCACCCAUGCCUCCAUCUGUCAUUGAUGAGCUGAGAAACAAGUACUCCAUCUUCCGUACCCGCCACGAGCCAGCAUACAUUGCCGCAAAGGAGGCCCAAGACCGCGCCGCAAAGCACAAGGAGAACCUCGCCCGUUUGGUUUCCACUCCUCUUGCCGAACUGAAGGAGCUAAGGCGACAGGAGAGACUCGCCAACCCUCCCGAGCUGUCCGAGGAACAACUUGCAAGAAUUGGAGAGGUCAUGGCUCAGGAGAAGCAGAACGCCAUCAACAAGCUCUCUCAGCAAUAA
Molecule: messenger RNA, 1065 nt
Organism: Aureobasidium melanogenum CBS 110374
Lineage: Eukaryota; Fungi; Ascomycota; Dothideomycetes; Dothideales; Saccotheciaceae
Exons: 2
Coding region: 1-1065 (354 amino acids)
Molecular function (GO): RNA binding
Source: RefSeq, a predicted model, not a curated record